Molecule: messenger RNA, 546 nt
Organism: Lithohypha guttulata
Lineage: Eukaryota; Fungi; Ascomycota; Eurotiomycetes; Chaetothyriales; Trichomeriaceae
Exons: 1
Coding region: 1-546 (181 amino acids)
Biological process (GO): endoplasmic reticulum to Golgi vesicle-mediated transport
Cellular component (GO): cytoplasm; TRAPP complex; nucleus
Source: RefSeq, a predicted model, not a curated record
AUGGCAUUGGGCUCGACACCUGCUAUUGCCUGCAUAGGUAUAGUCGGCCAAUAUGACAAUCCUCUCCAUAUCUCACUCUUUCCUCCUCGCGAGCAUGAAGAGCUUGAGAUGCAAUUCCUGCUCAAUUCGAGCCUGGACAUCUUCGACAUUCGAUUGAAGAACAAGAUGGUGGACCAAGAUCUGGGACUAUUACAUGCAGUAGAUGAGCGACUGGCUACGUAUGGCUGGCUCACGAACACCGGCAUUAAGUUCAUAAUAACGAUUGAUAUGAUGGGUCGACCAUCUGCUGAGAUUACGUCGAAUCCACAAGCUAGGAAUCUACCGCCUGUCCUUGGACUGCGAGACUCAGACCUUAAGCCUGCUUUCCGAGCCAUACAAAACGCGUAUAUCGCCUUGUUGAUGAACCCGUUCUACACGCCAGAAAUGCGGACACCCACACAGACCAUGCAUGCGUUAGGGAAGAGCGCGGAAAUUACCAGUAAGAAAUUCAAGUCGGAGAUGCAAAGGAUCGGAAGAGCGUGGUAUCCUGGAAUUACAAGUAUAUGA